This is a messenger RNA of Papaver somniferum (opium poppy), 309 nucleotides long. RefSeq lists its product as uncharacterized. Bases 1 to 309 code for a protein of 102 amino acids. Gene Ontology annotation, cellular component: nucleoplasm; cytosol. Gene Ontology annotation, molecular function: polyubiquitin modification-dependent protein binding; proteasome binding; ubiquitin binding. NCBI's taxonomy places the organism in Eukaryota, Viridiplantae, Streptophyta, Magnoliopsida, Ranunculales, Papaveraceae. The record is from RefSeq and is a predicted model, not a curated record. The transcript has a single exon. Gene Ontology annotation, biological process: proteasome-mediated ubiquitin-dependent protein catabolic process.
AUGGAUGUAUGCAUCAGAUUGUCAGAUGGGAAGUCAUACAGCCUUGAACUGUGGUAUUUUGAUACCAUACGUGAGAUUAAAAGAAAGAUCCGCAAAUACUUAGGCGUUCCAAUCUUAAGACAAAAACUAUACGACUGCAAUGGUCGUGUCUUAAUGGACGAGCAUGAUACCGAAUUUUAUAAGAUUAUCAAUGGGACUACACUACUACUGCAGAUUACUGAUCCUAGACGUAAAACCUUAGACGAUGAUAAUGAAGAUGACACAAUGAUACAGCUACGUCAACAGCCUCGUCUUAAGAUUGUUCAAUAG